Messenger RNA from Ictalurus punctatus (channel catfish), 141 nucleotides. Its product is annotated as dynein heavy chain-like. The record is from RefSeq and is a predicted model, not a curated record. The annotation marks the transcript as partial. The transcript has 3 exons. Lineage: Eukaryota; Metazoa; Chordata; Actinopteri; Siluriformes; Ictaluridae.
CUACGAGUCAUUCAGUAUAGUACUCUACGAGUCAUUCAGUAUAGUACUAUAGUACAUUAUUCACUAUAUAACACUAUAUAUCACACUAUACACUACAUUACUCUACGAGUCAUUCAGUAUAGUACAUUAUUCACUAUAUAA